Molecule: messenger RNA, 3708 nt
Organism: Fusarium coffeatum
Lineage: Eukaryota; Fungi; Ascomycota; Sordariomycetes; Hypocreales; Nectriaceae
Exons: 3
Coding region: 1-3708 (1235 amino acids)
Biological process (GO): meiotic sister chromatid cohesion, centromeric; protein phosphorylation; mitotic spindle assembly checkpoint signaling
Molecular function (GO): ATP binding; protein kinase activity
Source: RefSeq, a predicted model, not a curated record
AUGUCAUCUUCAGGAGACCUCAUCGACUUUGACUUGAUCGAAGGUCAGAAAGAAAACAUUCAGUCCUUGCCAGGCGGUCGUUCAGCAAAGAAGCUCGCCGAGCUUUACUCCCCAUCGCCUCUUCACAAGCAGUCGACACCCACACCCUCGGAUACGCGCAAUGUCAACGACUGCAUUCGAGCCGAGUUUGAGCAGGAAGUCGAGAAUUUAGACGAGUCAGACGAUCCCCUCGACAUCUUCGAGCGUUAUGUGCGAUGGACACUGGACGCCUACCCCUCAGCACAAGCAACACCACAAUCACAACUUCACACUUUGCUUGAGCGCGCAACAAAGACUUUCAUCGGGUCAGCACAAUACAAGAACGACCCUCGAUACCUGAAACUAUGGGUUUACUACAUCCACUUCUUCUCCGAGGCCCCACGGGAGACGUACAUGUUUCUGUCACGUCAUGGAAUAGGAGAGUCUCUCGCCCUAUUCUACGAGGAAUAUGCUGCUUGGCUUGAGGGUGCUGGUAGAUGGGCACAGGCCGAAGAAGUAUAUAAGCUGGGUAUCGAGCGAGAGGCUCGACCUGUGCCGCGCCUCAUGCGCAAGUUCAAAGAAUUUGAGGAGCGUGUCGCUCAGCAGCCAGAUGUUAUGAACGAACCCUCAUCUCCCGCAUUACCCACCAUGCGACCAGCACUUGCUGCCAAAGUUGACCCUUUCGCUGCUGCUCGUGCGGCAGACCCUCAAGCUUCAAGAACAUCAAGUGGUGGAGCAGCCAAACCUGGAAAAGCCAAGAUGGCAAUUUUCUCUGAUGGCGACGCUCAACCUUCUGCCAUGUCAUCGAUGGGUGCCGGAUCAAAGGGUUGGGAUAGUAUUGGCUCACUAGCGGAUCGCAAGAAAGAAAAUGCCAUGGAGGCUAAGCCUUGGGCUGGAGAGACGCUCCAAGCUGGUGGAAAGAAGAGCGCAGCUCCAAAGAUGUCAGUGUUUAGGGAUCAGUCUCUUUCGCAAAUACAGAAUAUCGUUGUUGUUCCGUCAAAACAUCAGAUCUCCUUACAUCCACAAACUGGUAAGAAGGAGCGUGUUUUUGUUGACCUUGCCGCUAUAUAUCCGACUCCUGAAGAGAUUGGCACUGAGCUUAGCUUCGAGGAGAUCAUCGCUGCUAAUCGAGGAUGGCUCGGUCACUGCUGGGAAGAAGAGUCGAUUGACGAGAGCAUCGUCCCUGAUCCUGCUGCUCCUCUUGAAAUUGAAGAGAUCAGCAAGGGCUUGGGAGAAAAGCUGAUGAUCCACCAAGAUCCUGUUGGCAAAAUUCCUAUCCAUAAAGAUUCUGGUGACAAAUUGAUGAUUCGCCCAGACCCUGUGGGCAAAAUGGCUAUUCACAAGGAUCCCGUCGAUAAACUCGUUAUCCAUCAGGACUCCUCCGCCAAACUAGCAAUCCAUAAGGACAGCGUGCAAUAUGAUGAGAACGGCAGGAUUAUUGAGCAACCUAGACCCUCACGGGGUAGCAAGAAGAAAAAGAUGAUGGAAGUCAAUGAGACUCAAAUCAUCAAGGCAAAGCUUGAUUCACCCUCAAGACCAAAGCUGAAAAAGAAGAACACAUCUGAGCCCACAAUGACACUUCACACCAAAGCUGCCACUGAUGAUAUCUACGAUAUUUUCAAUGCACCUCUGAAACCUGCUGGUCAGGAGGAAGGGGAAGAAAGCGCAGAUGAGGACGAUUAUGAAAGCGAUGAUAAUUACACGAGUGAUGCUGAGAGUACGGGUACCACGAGGCAGAUUGAGCCCAGUGAAGCUGGUGACGACGAUAACGAUGAAGAUGCGAAAAGCAUCAGCGAGUGGUCAGACUUCUCGACACGAAGACACAUCCCUAAUCUCGAUGGAGAGGGAGAUGAGGAUGGAGAUAGAGAUGAACGCAAUGACACCCAGGUAUCUGCUUUGAUCGAUACCACUGCUGCAGAGCAUGAACAAGACUCGACAGAAGCUCUCGACAAUACUGAUAUUCACUCGCGAGUGGACGAAGAACAAGAUGAAGACGAAGAACUUGGGACGCCUGUUUCAGAGGACUUCCCUCCCCAACCUCGCACAACUUUCGUUCCAAUUCCGCCCGAGGAUUAUGAACCCCCUACCCGGCCAUAUAGGGACCCGGCUGAGGUGGCAAAUAAUCGACUACCCUUCAUGACCCCUAUCACAGAAAGGACCGAAGUGUCCUUGGAUGUGACAGUAGAGCGUCACGAAUACAAGACACCUUGCAAGAGAGAAAGCUCCAUGACUAUCGACGAGGAGGACGAGGAGGACUCAGACCUCGAAGCUCUUAGUAGCCCUAUUCGAGGAAUAGUCAACGAUGUCCUCUCACCGCCGAAGAUGUCAGUGCCUUUGGCUCCCAAAUCCGCUGGGCCUCUUGGAAAGUCGAUUCCAUCGAAGCCUCUCGCAUCUAAGGGGCCUAUCAUCAAGGACACGCAGUGCAACCCUGUGGAUGAGGCGGUUCGGUCCGAAAUCAUUGCCAAGAUGCUGCCUCCUUUGAGCUCCUACUCAGGCUUCUACGACCAUCGGGAUGAGAAGUAUGAAAGAGGUGGUGAGAUCCGGAAGUUUGCCAAGGCUCUGACCAAGGCAAGCAAGUCGGGCGAGAGAACGUCGUCUAUUUCUACCCAAGUGGUGAUUGAGCUUCCUGAAAUUCGCUCUACUUACACGAUUAAAAAGGAACUGGGAGCCGGAGCUUUUGCCCCUGUUUACCUUGUCGAAAACUCCGCCCCAGAAGCUGACGAGAACGACGAGAAUGCGGUCCCUACGAUGGGCAAAGGAGCUUUUGCUGUCAACCAUCGGAGCGAGGUCGAGGCUCUCAAGAUGGAGAACCCCCCUACACCGUGGGAAUUCCACAUGAUGCGUCUGGCUCACACUCGCUUAGGACCCCAGCAUCGUGCUUCUGCCUCACUAUCUUAUGCACACGAGAUGCACCUUUACCAAGAUGAGGCCUUCCUUUUCCUGCCUUAUCAUCCACACGGCACCCUCUUAGAUGUUGUCAACUUCUUCCGAGCUGAAUCAUCUGCAGUUAUGGACGAGCAACUGGCCAUGUUCUUCACCAUUGAGCUUUUACGGACUGUGGAAUCUCUGCACUCGAAGAGCGUUAUGCAUGGAGAUCUCAAGGCUGACAACUGUCUCCUCCGUUUGGAUGCAUUGUCAGAUGACGAGUCUCUGACGAGCCAGUGGAAAGCCGAUGGCAGCGGUGGAUGGUCAUCCCGUGGCAUUGUACUCAUUGACUUCGGGCGAGGUAUCGACAUGCGUGCUUUUGUUCCUGAGGUUGAGUUCAUCGCCGACUGGAAAACUAGCGCACAAGACUGUGCCGAAAUGCGAGAGGGCCGGCCCUGGACAUGGCAGAUCGACUACCACGGACUCGCAGGUACGAUCCACACACUUCUAUUUGGUAAAUACAUUGAAACCAUGCGCUGCGACCAAGGUGGGCUAGGCAAGUCCGGUCGACGCUACAAGAUUCGGGAGAGUCUCAAGCGCUACUGGCAAACUGAUCUGUGGUCUGACUGCUUCGAGAUUCUACUCAACCCAGGGGUGGCAGCAGCAGCUAACGGUGAGGAGGACGGUCAGAUGCCUGUACUCAAGUCCAUGAAGAGUGUCAGAGAAAGGAUGGAGACAUGGCUAGAAGCCAACUGCGAGAGAGGUGUUGGCCUUAAGAGCAUCAUGGGUAAACUUGAAGCUACUUUUGGCAAGAAUCGGAAGUGA